AUGAUUUCAUCAGAGCUAAGGCAAUGACACUUCAAAUUGAGAAUUUUCAAAAGAGUAAAGAACGGAAUGAUAAAAAGGGUAUAUUUAUAGUUAAGGAGAAAACUUACUUAGCUAAAUUAGACAUUGACAACCUUACAGCUACACUCAAAACUCUUACUAUAAAUCAGAUUAAACAAGAAAGUAGCAAUGAUAACAAAAUUAAUAAGAUCAAAUCAUAUAUUAGAGAAUUAAUAAAAGUGGUUAAAGAACUUACUAACAACAAUUCAUUUUCUUUGUCUUCCUAA
This is a messenger RNA of Cetraspora pellucida, 284 nucleotides long. Lineage: Eukaryota; Fungi; Glomeromycota; Glomeromycetes; Diversisporales; Gigasporaceae. The record is from the annotation of a GenBank genome assembly.